This is a messenger RNA of Hypoxylon trugodes, 1626 nucleotides long. Its product is annotated as Orotidine 5'-phosphate decarboxylase. Lineage: Eukaryota; Fungi; Ascomycota; Sordariomycetes; Xylariales; Hypoxylaceae. Gene Ontology annotation, molecular function: orotidine-5'-phosphate decarboxylase activity. Gene Ontology annotation, cellular component: cytosol. Bases 274 to 1425 code for a protein of 383 amino acids. Gene Ontology annotation, biological process: 'de novo' UMP biosynthetic process; 'de novo' pyrimidine nucleobase biosynthetic process. The record is from RefSeq and is a predicted model, not a curated record. The transcript is spliced from 2 exons.
GCGGGAAGGGCUUGUGUUUCUCUGCGUCUUCCAGCUUUCAGCUCCACUACGCCCAGGGUUCUCGCCCAACCGCCGAUCGCGCCCCGAUAGACGAUAGACCCUCGUCGGCAGAACCUGACCGGGUCAAAGUGUACGCCGGAUCUUUACUAGCCCACAAUUAUUUGUGGUCGCAUUCACUAUCCUAUCCCCUAGGGAUUUCGAUUUCUACUUUCCUGUGAAGAAAAACAAAGUAAAUAAAUAAUAUCAGCAAGAACUGCUGACAAUCAUUCUGAUAUGUGCGCCGCUCGGGAUCGCCACCCGACAUUCAAGGCGAGCUUCGCCGAAAGAGCCAACAAUGCCUCCCAUCCACUCGCCAAUUACCUCCUCCGUUUGAUGGAAUUGAAGAAGUCGAACCUAUGCCUCAGUGCCGACGUUACGAACGCCCGCGAACUCCUCGCCUUGGCCGACAGAAUUGGUCCAUCUAUCGUCAUACUUAAGACACACUACGAUCUCGUCGCUGGAUGGGAUUACAACCCACAAAAUGGCACCGGUGCUAGGCUGGGUGCUAUUGCAAGGAAACAUGGGUUUCUGAUCUUCGAGGACCGGAAAUUUGGCGACAUUGGUAGUACCGUUCAACUACAAUAUACGGCCGGCAACGCGCGCAUUAUAGAUUGGGCACAUAUCGUUAAUGUUAACAUGAUCCCCGGCAAAGCAGCCGUGACUGCACUUCAACAAGCAGCCGCGCGAUGGCGUUCACGUGUUAAUUACGAAGUGAGGACGUCCGUCUCCGUCGGUACACCCGUUUCAGAUUCAUUUGAUGGCGAAGAUGACGAACAGGGCACACCAGCACCUACGUCUCUGUCUGCACCAAAAGAACCCCCACCUUCGUCGAGCGCCCGCACCGACUAUAACAAUGGUAGAAAAGGGAGCAUAGUGUCAAUCACCACCCUCACACAAUCCUUCGAGCCCGUGGAUUCGCCCCGCUUCUCCAAUACUAUUGCCGAGGGGGACGAGCUUGUAUACGCGGGCAUUGAAGAGCCUCCUUGGGAGCGAGGGCUCUUGAUCUUGGCGCAGAUGUCCAGUGAGGGAAACCUUAUGACCAACGAGUAUACACAAGCCUGUGUCGAGGCCGCUAGAGAGCACAAGGACUUCGUGAUGGGUUUUAUUUCGCAGGAGACGCUCAACACCGACCCAGCGGAUACCUUCAUCUCCAUGACACCAGGAUGUCAAUUACCCCCUGAAGGAGACGAGGAAGAUGGAGAUGUUGCAGGUGACGGUCUUGGCCAGCAAUACAACACGCCCGCUAAACUUGUUGGUCUGUGUGGUAGUGAUAUCAUCAUCGUUGGACGAGGUAUUCUCAAAGCGGCAUCACCACCACAGGAGGCUGAGCGUUACCGAAGAAGAGCAUGGAAGGCGUACCUCAACCGGAUAGAGCAACAUGCGUGAGAAUGAGUAGAAGUGUCUCACCUCAUACCAAACGGAUCUAUAUCAAGCAUGGAUGAUACAAUUUCGUCCCGGAGCCUGGCGUUCUUUUGGCUUUAUACAAGAUAGUCAUCGUUAUGAUUCGGGUUAUAUGGCCGAGCAAAAACUUGGAAAGUUCUUUGAUGAGAGUAAACAUACUAUAUCCAAUUAUACACAACGAAUUCU